This is a messenger RNA of Exophiala mesophila, 3262 nucleotides long. RefSeq lists its product as uncharacterized. Gene Ontology annotation, cellular component: nucleus. Gene Ontology annotation, biological process: DNA-templated transcription; regulation of DNA-templated transcription. Bases 174 to 2576 code for a protein of 800 amino acids. NCBI's taxonomy places the organism in Eukaryota, Fungi, Ascomycota, Eurotiomycetes, Chaetothyriales, Herpotrichiellaceae. The transcript is spliced from 3 exons. Gene Ontology annotation, molecular function: zinc ion binding; transcription cis-regulatory region binding; DNA-binding transcription factor activity, RNA polymerase II-specific. The record is from RefSeq and is a predicted model, not a curated record.
UGGGAUUCUCCCUGUAGCCUUGUCAUUGUCGUGUUGGUCAAAUUCUAACGUUUCGCCCCAGAGCUCAACGUUGGCGCGCCUGCCACUUCAAACGCCAGCCACGUGGAAGGGAUUCCCUAGUCUCGUGACCUGGGACGACAACUCAUUACCACCGCCCUUCCAUCCAUUCCAACAUGAGCCGCACCAACAAUGCCGACCAAGAGGAAUACCGUCCCAGUCCACCUUCAUCAUCAUCAUAUAGAGUAACUCGAGGCCGUGGUUCAUGGCAUGGAUCUAUCGCCGAUGACACAAAUGCGUCACCAGCACAAUCGAACAAGCGGUCCGCUGACCAUCUGCCUGAACAACCUCAUGUGGCACGCAAAGGUCGAGCAUGCCUGGCCUGUCGAAAACUCAAGGUUAAGUGCGAUAGUCUUGAACAAGGUGACUCGGGAUGCUCAAGAUGUCAGAGACUGGGCUUGGACUGUGUCACGAGUAAGCGGUUAAGGGCAGCCACCCUGGACGACGAUGGCGAAAAUCCUCACCCAUCAAUUGUCCGCCUAGACAAGGCGGUCGAGGAUAUACUCAAUCGUCUGAAGAUGCCAUCACUGGAAGCAUAUGGCUCCAAUACUAUGCCAUCGACCACCGACGCGCCUCAUACCUCACAAUCCCAGUCCAACACCCACCAAUACAACCAACAAACCAACCAGAUCCCUCCCACAGCGACAAACACCGAACCUCCUACAGCAGCGCAAACCACCCGCGAAAACUCCUUGAACCCUAAUCCCAACGGCGAUGGCCCCCAAUUCGAACACGAAAUGGCGCCCGCUCCAAUGGGUUCGCUGUACGAAGUCACUCAACUCAAUACUCUACGCUCUCGACUCAAGCACGGCGACGUGACACGACGAAACUCACGCAAAAACGUCGAGACCGACCUCGUUUCCCAAGGCGUCCUAUCACUCGUUGAAGCCGAAGAACUUUUCGUACUCUUCAAAACAAGCCUAUCACGGUAUCUAUUCGACGCCACAAUCCACGAAUCACGCAGUUUACAAUCUGUACGUGAAGCAUCGACGUUAUUCUUCACUGCCAUCAUCGCCGUGACGUCGCUGCAUAUCCCAGGCAAAGAAGCUAUUCACUCGGCCUCGGCUAAGCAGCUACGUGAGCUGAUCGCAACGAGUUUCUUCGACCGCGUCCAUACUCUCGAGGAUAUUCGCGCCUUGUGUAUUGCUGCUUUCUGGUUGCCUGAUCUGAGCUGGAAACUCAGCGGUCAUUGUGUACGCAUGGCUACCGAACUAAACCUCCAUCAGGCGUUUUACAAGGCCAUGCACUCGACAAAAGCUGAGCCGGCGGAACGAGAGAGCGCUUUUGAACGUGCUAGGCUAUGGUAUCUACUCUAUGUGCUGGACCACCAUUUCAGCAUCGCCUAUGGCCGUCCACCUGUCACGGCUGAGAUGCAGGCUAUCAAGGAGUAUGACGUCUUUCUCAACGCCCCUGAGUGCACGCCCUCCGACCGUCGUGUCCUCAGUCAGGUCACUCUAUUUAUUAUCUUGAGUCGGGCCUAUAAUCAUUUUGGUCUCGAAGCCGAGAGAUUGAUGGAGGGAGACGAUGUUUCAUUACUGACCCAUCAGCGCUUCAUCGAAGAUCUGGACCGUUGGAGGUAUCAAUUUCGUCAUGCGUUGUUGCGAGAUGCACAUGUCGGUGACUAUCCGGCAGUGGGUGUCGAACUCCAUUACCACUUUGCUAGCAUGAUGCUCAACUCCCUGGCUUUGAGAGGCCGCUCGCUCUUCACUAUCUCAUCCACUUCCACCCUGCCCACCUCUCUCCGUCCUAUCGCCCAUCAUGCCAUUACCUCGGCUCAUCAAAUCCUAAUUGUCGUCCUGCAAGAACCCAGCAUCCGCGAUAGUAUGGUCGGCGUUCCUCUCUACUUACACACCGUCAUCGCCUUUGCCGUCGUCUUCCUCAUCAAGAUGUCUAGUCGAUGGGCCAGCAUCGGUGUCACCAUUGAUCCCGAAACAAAGACCAGACCUUUGAUUGAAAACGUCAUUGCUCUAUUUCGUGGCUGUCGAGCCGGUCGAAGUCAUAUUUUGUACAGCAUGGCUGAUGGUUUUGAGCGGCUCCUGAGACGCAAUCUCGUUCAAGGAAACCCUGUAGGAGGCCAGGGCAGGAACGACUAUGAUGCAAACUCUCGCCCCAUCGCCCUCGAUUCACGUACUGCCUCUUUACAACAAGUACAGUCCAUGGGUCAUGCACAGACAGACAUGACGCCUCGUAGUGCUCACUCUCACGGGCGGAAUUCAGACAUAUAUCGCCACGACUCAAAUGCGACCAUGCUCCGUCCACACCCUUCGACAUCUUCACCCACUACUUUUGGGCAACCCUCCAACGGAACGGCCUUUGAGGGCUAUACUCUAUCUCCCCAUAGCCAACCCGCAUCCAUAGGCACAUUUGGCGGUUGGCAAACAGAAGAUGACAUGCUUUGGAGCAUGGGCAUGGGAUAUGAUCUAUUGGCCACAGCCCCGGAUGUCAAUGCUCAUGGCCUGAGUACCUUUACUGGUUGGCCUGGUGCUGACGGCGGUGCCUCUGGUUUUGGGGCCCUAUGAAGAGGUGGUGAUCAUUACCAAGGCGUUAGGCCUUUGGCUUGUCGUACCAAUUUCCUUCAUUGCCAAAACUCCGAAUCGAGAUCGAUCCCACAAAAUGAAAUGCGACGGAUUUGGCCUCCAGUAUGUCCCGUUGGGAUCGAGAUUUGUACAUGCCAUGUACAUCUCUUGUCGAAGUAGCCAACUGUGUACCAGUCAGGAUCCAUGAAAUUAUGAAUUCCUCGCGGUGUGCCAGCCGCCGUGACUGAGGGCAUGGGUGGCCAGACUUGUUGUCCUCAAUCAAAAUGGAUAUGUGCUUUUGUGCUCUUGGUUUCAGACUGGGAGCUCAGCGUUUCUGCGCCCACCCGAUAUCUUUUGCAAUGCCAACUGGAUGUAUGGGCCAACAAUGGGAAUGUUGCCUGCGAACGAGGCGAUCGUCGCAAAAAAGUCUCCGAAAAGGACAAAAAUGCCGUACAAUUCGACCAAGAAGCCGGUCAAUGGCCAGCGGAGGAGGAUGAGCAGGAUUCCGGCGGCGAAUGCAGCAGUACCCUUGAGCUUCUGGCGCCGGGCGAAAAAGAUAAAGGUCUUUUGUAAACCGAUGAUAAGAGUGAGGCCGAUGAGGAAGAGGAUCUGGCGCAUUGUCAGUGAUCUACCUGCGUUCACAUCGCUGAAGCACCCACAUUCCCCAUCGCCAACCUAGCCGUAAUUAG